This is a messenger RNA of Purpureocillium lilacinum, 1365 nucleotides long. The record is from RefSeq and is a predicted model, not a curated record. NCBI's taxonomy places the organism in Eukaryota, Fungi, Ascomycota, Sordariomycetes, Hypocreales, Ophiocordycipitaceae.
AUGCUUCAUAACAUCGGUCUUCAGCUGCGAAACACGCAGCUGUACGAACAGUUUCUUCAGUCUCAACGUAAGGAAUCCGGCCACGGAACAACACUUCACUGGGCCUUCAACAAUGGCACCCGGUGGAAUUCGGACAUGCGUAUGAUGGAAAGGGCUCUUCGGCUCCGCCCGGGGCUCAAUACCUUCUUCAAUGACGUUCAAAACCGGUGGGAAACCGACGGCCUCUGUGACAGAACGAAGCCGGCAGUUCUGCAGUACCGCCUAAGUGCGUACGACUGGAAAGUUAUCGAGGUACUGGUUAAGCUUCUGAAACCGUUCGAGAUUGCCACCAAGCAACUUCAGGGCAACGGUGUUCCCGCCGGCAGGUCCACAUGUGGCAGUUUCGAUGAAUACUUCCCCGUCUUUGAGGUCUUACUUGACCACCUCGAAAGUGCCAUCGAAGGCACUAUCUUCGAAGAGGUUGAGGAUCCAGUGACUAGGGAGAAGAAGGAUGUCGAAGUAGCCAUUUAUGACGGACUCGAUAGCAGAACCCGCAGGUUGCUCAAGGUCUAUAUCAAGCUUGGAUGGAAGAAGCUGCAUAAAUAUUACAGCCGUCUGACUAGCGCUGCAUAUGUUGGGGCUGUUGUCUUCAAUCCUGCGAAAAAGUGGCGCCUUCUCGAUCAACUGUGGUCUCGAGUACCCUCGCGGAAGACGAAGAGUUGGCGAUUGGAAUACGAAGCAAAGCUCUUGGAGAUCUGGGAGACGUAUAGGGAGCGCGACGUGGACAAUGAGGUCCUCGUUACGUCUGAUGAGGCCUCUAUGGACUACAUUGAGCGGAGACUGGCUAGGACUGUAGCUGGGUCGCCAUUCAACCAGGGCUCGCUCGGAGCGUCAGGUGCCCGCAAGAGUAGCCGAAAGACGAAAUCGUCCACUGCGGGAGGGACUGGUGAUGACGAAUAUGCUCGAUACUGUGCCGAGGACGUUGUCAACAGCCACCACUACAGAAGCAGACCGAUUGACUGGUGGAAGAUCAACCGGAACCGAUAUCCGCGACUGUCUCUGAUGGCAGUGGACAUGCUUACGAUUCCAUCGACGUCGGCGGAAAGCGAGAGGACGUUUAGUAGUGCAGGACCGAAUGCGACUGAGGAAUCUCGUGCUAUUAGAGACACUAAGCGGCUCGAGCAUAUUCUGCCCUCUAAUACCGGCUUCUACAGAAACUUCACGGAUCUUCUUCGAAAGGUAUUCGUCUGUGAUGCAUCUCGUCGUAUCACUGCCAAGCAGGCCCUAAACCACCCAUGGUUCCAAACGAUAGCCGCACCAGAUGAUGGGACUGAGGCGGCCCAGUUCCAGCUAGACCAACAUCGAGAGGGGACAAUGAACGCCUAG